AUGCAUCUCAACCUCACCGGAGAAUUGAAAAAUCUAAAUCCAAUGGCAGAUCCAAUCAUUUAUCCAUUGUUGAUAGUUGGUGUAAGAUCCACCACAAGCGGUUGGAUUCGAAAAAAUCAAGAAAAAUUUAGAAUAGCCACUAAAGAAGACGGUCGACGACUUCAACGUGAUGCCGAUCGUCGCGAACUUCCUCGCGUUGGUAGAUCGGUCAUUAUUCUACCAUCUGCGUUCGAAGGGGGUAAACGACAUCGUCAGAGACAAUAUUUAGGUGCAAUGACUGUUAUAACCAGACACGGUAAGCCUGAUCUUUUUUUCACUAUGACUUGCAAUCCGAGAUGGCCGGAAAUUGUCACAAAUUUAGGACGCGCGCAAAAAUGGGAAAAUAGACCCGAUUUGAAGAUGGGGGGCCUACCACAUGCCCGUAUUGUAGUUACUAUGCACCCGAAUGACAAGAUUAUCGACGUUCCAGCCGUAGAUCAUAUAAUUUAUGCAUAUAUUCCAGACGUUUAUACACAACCGAACGUAUAUAGAUUGGUCAAGGAUUUUCACAUACAUACACCGUGUGGAAGGCUAAAUCCUGAUGCUUUAUGUAUGCAGGAUAACAAGUGCAAAAAGUAUUAUCCAAAAGCAUAUAAAAAACAUACGACGUUACACGCAGGAAAUAACAAACGGCCAGAGUACAAACGACCAAACGAUGGACGGACGAUCUAUUUGAAAGAAUAUCUCCAGCACACUCCAAAUAGACGUAUAUUACCGUACAAUCCGUAUCUCUUAGCGAAGUUCCAUUCCCACAUUAAUGUCAGGGUGGUCGGUUCUCUCUAUAUUAUGAAAUAUUUACACAAGUAUAUAAACAAGAAAGACGAUGCCAUUACUUUGUAUGUGGGAGAAGAUAAUACAGCACGUGCUGGCAGAAGAUCACAACUGACGAGAACACCAACGGCCACUAACGACAACGAACGACGAGAAGAAGAAACAGAACAAGUAAUGGUCGAUGAAAUCCGCCAUUAUCAAGAUUUUAGUAUUGCCUGUGCACCUACAGGAAGAACGCACUCUGGUACUCUGGUAUAUAAAGAAUUUGAUGAUUUUGAUAACAUCCAAAGACGUCUGGAGAAUCGAUCAAAAUUAGAAGCUUUUUUUAAGCUGAAUAGAGAAGACCAAGAGGCAAGACGGUAUUUGUAUGUGGAAAUACCAGAACACUAUACUUGGGAUAAUAAAAACGCAGAAUGGAAGAGACGAAGGCAAGUUAGUAAACAAUUAGGAUGCAUGGUCGAGAUAAAACCAUCGUCUGACGACCAAAUAAAAAUGUACUUUCUACAAGGUUUAACUGCAGCAGAAGCAGAAAGAAAAGCUUACGAAUACGUUGAGGAGAUCGUAAGAAGAAAUAGACCACACUUAAGCUUGCAAGCAAUUGGAAUUACACUUAACGAAGAACGAGACAAAGAAAACGACGAAGAACAGGACGAUGAAGAUCAAGACAGAAGACGAAGAAAAGACAAUAACAAAAAUUCAAAUUACGACGAUGAUUUGUCGAUCUUUGAAAGACAAAGGCGACAUCAACAAAUAAACAACGAAGACGAAAUGUACAGCCCGAUACAUUUAAAUCCGGAUCGGAAGAGACUAUUCCUCGGAAUAAUGAAAACUAUCACGAAACAACAUCAUUUGAACAUACCGCUCGACGUAUUAGCUAACAUCAGCGACGUCGUGUCUAUCGAUGAUAUUCAAGAGGAAAUAGAUCCCAAUGAAAAUCUAUUUUACAUUGAUGGUCCUGGAGGACCAGGCAAGACUCACCUAUACAACACAAUAAUAACAUGCAUAAAAGAACAUUUCCACAAAACGUGCAUAGCAGUUGCGUGGACUGGAAUUGCUGCGAAUCUACUAAUUGACGGGACGACAGUUCAUCGAGCAUUUAAACUUCCGUUAGAUCUUACGGAAGCCCGGUUGGGCUGUAGAAACAAAUGA
This is a messenger RNA of Psylliodes chrysocephalus, 1959 nucleotides long. The record is from the annotation of a GenBank genome assembly. NCBI's taxonomy places the organism in Eukaryota, Metazoa, Arthropoda, Insecta, Coleoptera, Chrysomelidae.